AUGACUUGUACUAGGCCUGAUUUAAGUUUUGUUGUGUCUAAACUUUCACAGUAUAUGGCUAGGCCAACUCAAAGUCAUUUGGCUAUGUGUAAAUAUGUUCUAAAAUUUCUUAAAGGUACUAAACAACAUGGCCCUGUUUUUAAGAAGUCUUAUGAUACUAUUGAGAUUUCUGGUUACUGUGACUCAGACUGGGGUAGUUCUGAAGAUCGUAAAAGUAUUUCAGGUUAUUGUUACCAAAUGAAUGCUGAUAGUGCUCUUAUUUCUUGGAAGAGUAAGAAACAAAGCAAUGUAGCUUUAAGUUCUUGUGAAGCUGAGUAUGUUUCAUUGACAUUUGCUAUCCAAGAAGCAAAAUUUUUGCAGCAGUUGUUAACUGAUAUGACUAAUGUUGUAGUCAAACCUAUCAUAUUAUUUGUUGAUAACCAAGGGGCAAUUAAACUUGCUAAGAACCCUGUUUACUAUCAAAGGUCUAAACAUAUAGGCAUACGCUAUCAUUUUAUCCGUAAUGAAGUUAUGAGUGGAAAUGUUGAUUUAGUGUAUGUCCCCUCAAGUGAAAAUAAAGCCGAUAUGUUUACAAAACCAGUGACUAAAACAAAGUUGAUUUAUUUUAAUUUGUGUCAUUAA
Molecule: messenger RNA, 621 nt
Organism: Macrobrachium nipponense
Lineage: Eukaryota; Metazoa; Arthropoda; Malacostraca; Decapoda; Palaemonidae
Exons: 1
Coding region: 1-621 (206 amino acids)
Source: RefSeq, a predicted model, not a curated record